Messenger RNA from Clupea harengus (Atlantic herring), 5573 nucleotides. RefSeq names its product alsin-like. Lineage: Eukaryota; Metazoa; Chordata; Actinopteri; Clupeiformes; Clupeidae. Bases 281 to 5383 code for a protein of 1700 amino acids. Gene Ontology annotation, cellular component: dendrite; intracellular membrane-bounded organelle; cytoplasm. Gene Ontology annotation, biological process: endosomal transport; regulation of GTPase activity. The transcript is spliced from 35 exons. The record is from RefSeq and is a predicted model, not a curated record. Gene Ontology annotation, molecular function: guanyl-nucleotide exchange factor activity; small GTPase binding.
GCUCGUCCAGUGUUGUCAAACUGUGGUCUCGAGCUCAGCCACUGUUGAACGAGCGGCGGCUGUCAGGAGACCGCCACUCCCGGAAGUUUGUGCCAAAGUUUUCACGAACCGCUUGGAGCCAAACAAUAUGUUCUGUGCAGAUAAUUAGGCUACAGCGUAGUUGUCGUGAUUCUGGCUGUCAAACACACAACGUGAAUUCAAAUGAGUCGUGGAGUUCUAGCCUGCAGGCCUACUCUCAGACGAUGCCAGUGUGAUGAACACACAGCAUGAUGGCACACUAAUGGCCACCAGUAAGAGCUCUGGACAGGACGACGGUGAGGGGAGCUCCAGUGAGCAAGGCGUGCUCCAUCGGUGGAGGGGCUACUCCUGCAGCAUCAGCCCCGAGCGAGUGUUCCUCUGCAGGCCGGUGAUCCAGGCGGCCCUGGGCUCCUGCCACAGCCUCAUACUUACUGAGGGUGGGUUUGUGUACAGCUUUGGGGAGUUACCAUGGAAACAGGGCGCAGCAUCCCACUCGGCGGAGCCCCUGCUGGAGGCGUGUCUGAAUGGGCGUGGCGUGGUCGCCGUGGCUUCCGGAAGCUUCCACUGCGGGGCGUUGACGCGUGACGGCUGCGUGCUGAUGUGGGGCGACAACGGGCACGGGCAGUGCGGCCUGGCGGGGCGGAGCCUGGUGCCCAGCCCUACGCCCGUCACGCUGCUGGACGUGGAGGGCACCGGCCCGCGGCUGGUGAGGGCGGCAAGCCUGGCGUGCGGUGCCCAGCACACGCUGGCGCUCUCCGUCGGGCACGAGGUGUGGGCAUGGGGCAGCGGCUGCCAGCUCGGCCUCGUCUCCCACGGUAACGCACCUGUCUGCCGACCGCAGAAGGUAGAAGACCUGGCGGGCAGGUACGUGGUGCAGGUGGCGUGCGGAGGCUUCCACAGCCUGGCGCUGGUGCGCUCUCUGCCCUCGCCCACGGCCCGGACUCUGUCCCUGGACAAGUGUGGCCGCUGCCAGCAGCUCCUCUACACCAUGAUCGACCGGGACGACCACGUCAUCAUCUCCGACAACCACUACUGCCCCCUAGGGGUGGAGCUGAACGAGGUCAAGAGGCAGAGCGCCCCAGAGCAGCAGCAGCAGCAGCAGCAGGGUCAAAGUUUACAAGGGUCAAACGAGGUCAGCAAAGAGGUCACUCCGGUCGGCUCGUCGAUGACUUCCGAGACGUUCUGUCCUGCACUGGGCUCCGUCGGAGGUUCUCCACAGGUGGGUUCUGAAGCGGAGAACAUGGGAGAACCAGAUGAAGGGAACUCGACAGCUCAGACGGACACUGCCAAAGUUCCUCUGAGGAGAACUAAGAGUUCUCCGUUCCCUGACGAGCAGGACCUGAAGGAGUACCUCAAGCGCUUGUCACUCUCUGAGCACCCUGGCACUGCCACCCACUUUGUGCCCUCCUCACCUGACAGUGGCAAGGCCACCAUUGCCCUUACGCCAUUGCCAGACCACACUCCGGCCCCAAAUCACCUUGCACCUGCAAGCCACAGCCACCCGGUGCAGCCAGGUGGGAGCCAACCAGGUAUCACCCUCCACACGCCUGCCUGCCUGCUUCCCUGUCCACACACUCACCUAGCCUCCCCCUUCGAGGAGCACCUGGCGUCCACCUGUGAAGACUCCUUCGACGACUCCGGUGUGGAGAGGGACCUGGAGGGGGGUGUCCGGGGGCUGUGUGAGGGGCGGAGGGACCCCUUGAGCGGGCUCCUGAGCGUGGAGGACCUGGCUCAGAACACCAGGAGCUCCAGCCUGACUGAUAUACGACUGGAGGAGAUCAACGGGCUCAGCCGCAGGAGCUCGCUACCUGUGCUCACCUGUCAGGGUUCUCCAUCCCUGCCAAAGCCAGGCCAUCGGCGAGUUGGCUCUGCUGGAGGCAAGAAGGUGCCCGUUCCCAUGGAAACGGAACCUCUGCUGCCUUCUCUGUACACAGAGGUGUGGAGCUGGGGGCGUGGCCAGGAGGGUCAGCUUGGCCAUGGGGACCGCCUACCCAGGCUGCAGCCUCUCUGUAUUAAGAGUCUGAGUAAAAGGGAAGUGGUGAAGCUGGAGGCUGGGGCUCACCACUCUCUGGCCCUAACAGCGCAGUGUCAGGUGUUUUCGUGGGGCAGUAAUAAGGCAGGUCAGCUGGGCCACCUGAACUCUCUGAGCACGGCUCCUCAGCCUGUCAAGAUGUCAGAGGGCAUCCGUGUGUGGGACAUGGGUGCAGGUCAGACACACACUGUGCUGCUGGCUGAUGGAGACUGUGUCCAGCCCAUCCUCUACUACAGCGGAGAGCAGGUGUCGGAGGAGGAGGGGCCUACGGGGACCUACACACAGACUCCUGCCCUGCUACCUUUCUGCAUGAACAUGGGUUACGUGAGCAGUGUGUUUGCGGGCGGUCAGAGUUGCUUCGCCCUGUCGGAUCAGAACAUCAUGGGCUUCAUCUCGUCUCUCCAUGAGCUCUGUGCUGCUGAGAGGAAGUUCUACUGCCACCUCAGCGCCAUCAGGAGCAAGAUACUACGGCCCCUACUGGCACGGGAAGGUGUGAGGGUGUGCCUUGGACAGUCGUUCUUGCUCCUGCAGAGCCUAGCAGGAAGUUUCAGUCGGCUCUGUCACCUUAUUGGCCAGCACUCCAUCUCCUUGACCCGCUUCCUGCAGAGAGACAGGGAUGUGCGGGGCCUCGCCAUGCUCAAACAAACAGGCAUGUUCCUGGACACCUAUAAGAUGUACAGCAGCUCAGUGGGGAACUUCCUGGUGAUGGGGGGCUUCCAAGGCCUGCUGAAACCCUUACAGGAGUGUUUUGGGAAGAAGCUGGAGGUUCUCGAGCAGCUCUCUGGGUCCAGAGAGAAAGGUUCUUCUCCUGAUUCUAGUUCCGGUUCCGGUUCCGGUUCCAGUUCCGGUUCUGGGCUACUGCAGUCCCUGCUCUACCUGCCCGUGAGACACAUGCAUCAGUACAGCCGUCUGCUGCUCAAGCUGGCCACCUGCUUCCAUGUGGAGUCUGAGGAGUACUCUCUCCUGGACGAGGGCUGCUCUCGGUAUGAGGCUGUGGCCCUGCAGCUGCUCAAGCAGAGGAAGGAGGCUGAGAAGACGCUGGACUUCUGGAGGAGUCUGCCAGUCAAGGCCACCGAUGCUUUGCGGACUGCAAGUCGACGGUUGGUGUGUCAGAGUAACAAUAAAGCCCUUACCCUCCAGAACGCCGCCCGCUUCUCUGUCAACCGCUUCAUCCUCUUCAACAACGCACUGGUGCACACACAGUUCUCUUCUUACCACAUCUACCCCCUGGCCACCCUGUGGAUCGAGCCUCUCUCUGAGGAGGACGAUGAGCUGUUUGGCCUGAAGUUUACAACACCUGAGGACAGUUUCACAGCUUUGGCCUCUUCUCCUGCUGAAAAGGCCAGCUGGCUUCGCUCCAUAAACCAGGCCGUGGAGAAGCUUCUGGAAGCCGAGAUUGAUGCCAAGGUCACAGGGUCAGUUCUAGGCUUGGGGUCAAGCGGGGGUCAACGAGCAGAGCCGCGGAUGUCCCGAACGGCCACACACACCUUCAGCAAGGAGGGGCGGUACAAGGACGCGACCUACGAGGGGCGCUGGCUAUGUGGCAAACCGCACGGCAGAGGAACUCUGAGGUGGCCGGAUGGACGCGUCUACAUUGGGAUGUUUAAGCAGGGACAGGAGGACGGGUUUGGAGAUUUUGUCAUACCCAAUAAAAACUCAAACAAGACUGACCACUACCAGGGACACUGCAAGGAGGGGAAGAUGCACGGCUUCGGGACCUACUGGUAUGCGUCUGGCGAGGUGUAUGAGGGCUUGUUCUGUGAGAAUCAGAGGCAUGGCCACGGCAUGAUGAGCAGCGGUAAGAUGGUCUCCUCCUCCUCCAGCGUCUUCGUCGGCCACUGGCACCACGACCGCAAGUCCGGAUACGGCGUGUUCGACGACAUCACCAGAGGUGAGAAAUAUAUGGGCCAGUGGGUGGAGGAUCAGAAGCAGGGGCCCGGGGUGGUGGUCACCCAGUUUGGUCUCUACUAUGAGGGACACUUCAGCGCCAACAAGAUGGUGGGCUUGGGUCUCCUGCUGUCUGAGGAUGACACCGUGUUUGAAGGAGAGUUCUCAGAGGACUGGACUCUCAAUGGGAAGGGGGUGCUGUCUCUCCCUAACGCUGAUGUGAUGGAGGGGGUGUUCGUGGGCCAGUGGAGCUCUGGGCUGAAGAUCUCAGGCACCUACCUGAAGUCCAACCCCUACGGGCCAGACAGCCAGAGGAGCAGGCCACAUAAGCUGGGUGGUAUGGCUGUGCCUGCGGGUCAGAAGUGGACUGCCGUGUUUGAGGAGUGCUGGAGGCGACUGGGCUGCGACUCAACAGGACGCGGAGACACCAUCAGGGCCUGGGACAACAUCGCCAUCAGCCUAUCACAGAGACAACACAGAGACAGUCCUGAGUUGCUCACUCGCUCCCAGCACAUGACCCUGGAGAGUCUGGAGGUUAUUCCCCAACUCAAUGGCCCCUUCACUGCAGAGACCUACGACAACAUCCGCCGCUACCUCAUCAAGGCUUGUGACGCACCGCUGCACCCUCUGGGCUGGCUGCUGGAGACUCUGGUGACGGUGUACAGGAUGACCUACGUGGGCGUGGGCUCAAACAGACGGCUGCUGCCACAGGCUGUACAGGAGAUCCAGUCCUAUGUCACACGCAUCUACCAGCUAGUGAGGUUCCUUUUCCCCAGUCUGCCUGAGGAUGGCACUUUUAUUCCGGAGGUUUCUGUGGCGGACACCCUCUGCAGUUCCACAGACUCAGGCAUGCACUCCGAGGCGCCAGAGCAGGGGUUUCAGGUGAGCUGCUGUUCUCUGCUGAUGCCGGUGUUGCUGCCCCGUCUGUACAACCCUCUGUUCACCCUGUACUCUCUGGAGCGCGAGAGGGAGGAGGGGCUCUACUGGGAAUGUGUGAUUCGCCUCAACAAGCAACCUGACAGAGCACUGCUGGCCUUCAUAGGGGUCGACCAGAAAUUCUGGCCAAUCACCAUCUCUGUCUUGGGUGGAACAAAAGAGGUCCUGACCAUCACUAAAGAUGCCUGUUAUGCUACAGCUGUGGAGACCCUUCAACAGAUAAGCACCACCUUCACUCCUGCGGAUAAGCUGCUGGUGAUCAGGCACACGUUCGAGGACAUGACGCAGGAGGCCCUGGCUCUGCUGGAGCAGGACUUCAAAUGGUCCAUGGACGACCUCUUCCCUCUGUUCCUCUAUGUGGUGCUGAGAGCCCGCAUCAGGCACCUGGGCUCAGAGGUGAGCCUGAUAGAUGACCUGAUGGACCCUCACCUCCAGCAUGGAGAAGACGGCCUCAUGUUCACCACUCUAAAGGCUUGCUACUUUCAGAUCCAGCGAGAGAAGACCCCGUAGGGAACGUUUCAAGAUGGCCGUGGACUCACUGGGUUAGAUCCAUGUCAGAGCGCUCUGCUCACUGAGUGGUUUAUCUCCUAACCCCAUUGGUUGACCCUGCCCAAGACUGCUUGGUGCUGUAGUGAAGCGUGCGUGUGUUGUUCAGAUUAGCUAGCUCAAAACAGUAGCAGAAAAGAGUUGCGGACUCUUU